Podarcis lilfordi (Lilford's wall lizard) is the source of this 16733-nucleotide messenger RNA. The record is from the annotation of a GenBank genome assembly. NCBI's taxonomy places the organism in Eukaryota, Metazoa, Chordata, Lepidosauria, Squamata, Lacertidae.
ACUCGCUCUCACGCACAACACACACACACACACACACACACCCCGCCCCUUUUCCUUCUAGCGCCGGCCCAACCCUCGCCCCCUUCCUCCUCCUCCUCCUGCAAACCCCGUGACGCCUCUCGAGACCCGCCCUGCGAGGCGGCAGAGGCGGCCGCCGAGGCAACAGAAGAAGCGGCAGCGUGACAGACCGCCGCCGGGUCGCUAGUCGUGCCCGCCCAGCGCCCGUUGGCGGGAGCUGCCCUCUCCGCAGCCUGGAGGAAGGCGCUCCCGCACCCCGCGACGAAGGAGAGGGAUGGGCUCGACCGAGGAGCUGCUGCUCCCGCCGCCCGAAUACGCCUUCGAGAGGGACUGGGAGCCGGCGCCAUCGUUGGCGUCUCCGGGCGGGAGGGCAGUCGCCCGGCACAGGCGGAGGAGGCAGCACCGGGAGCAGCAGCAGCCGCCGCCGCCUAGGGAAGAAGAGGAGGAGGGCGAGGGCGAGGGCGAGGAGGAACAACUGCAGGUGAGCGGCUGCAUCUCCGGGUGGCCAGGUGCGGGUUGUAAAAUGCCUGUUCCCUUUUUUGAACCUCGACCAGGCAGGAUCCGCCCCACCAGUUGCCCGGGAGAACGGUUGGGGCCGUUGCCUUCCGGGGGCUUCUUGCAGAAGCAUCUGGUUUAAUCGAUUGUCGUUAGCAGGACCGUGCAGAAACCACACACACACCUUUUGGGUCCGAUGCAGCCCGUGGCUCUUCUUGGGUCCUGGGAGCCAAGCCUGGUGGUGGGACCGGGACGUGGUUUUGUGAGGGGUGGGGCGCCGCACCUGUGCAGCGCUGGCAAAAGCCGGACAGUGCACGCGCAAAACGCGCGCACGGGAAAAGCGGAGGGGGGAGCGCCCCCCUCCCUCCAUCCUUGCACUGUCUAUAAUAUCGUGCCUGUGGCGCUUGCGCUCUGAAAAUAAAAAUUAAAAAGCGUGGCUGCUGUUGUGAAAGGAAGGAAUCCAUGGUAGGGUAUCUUUGCAUCCCCCCAUCGGAUAAGUUAGGAGCAUGGUGAUCGUUGGGGGGGGGGGGAGGAAGACACUGAACUUCCUGGAAGUGUGGGGGGGGGUGGAGUUCUGCUAACCUCCUUGAAAGUUUUCCUGAUGAUGUAUUGGGAAAAUACACCCCACAGCCAUGUUUAUGUGGUUAUGCAAACUUUCCACACGAGUGUGAUUCCCCCCCCCCCCCAUUACUUGGGGGGAAGAGGAUAAGAGCCCUUUAUUAGUUUUCCCAUGCCACAUCCCCAUACAUUUAAAGCAUAGUUUCCCCCAAAGAAUCUUGGGAACUGUAGUUUGUGGCUCACAGAGCUACAAUUCCCAACAUGCUUAACACAUCACAGUUUCCAGGAUUCUUUAGGGAAAGUCAUGCACUUCAUAUGUAUGGUGUGGCUGUGAAUGUGGUGAGGCAGGUUUUGUUGACUGGUCUUUAAUGCUAAUAUGGUUUGUGAUAGUUUGUGGGUCUUUCAGGUUGCUUUCCCUGAACUAGCAAAGGUGUCUGAACCCAUGCACACAAAUCACUCUCCUAUAAACACAAUCUUUGUGACUAUAGAGCACUAAAUAGUUAAAUCCUCCAUAUUUUCAAAGAAUGUGUGGAGUUACAACAAUCAUUGAGUUUGCAAUAAUGGAGUUAAGAAGAAGAAGAGGAGGCGUUUGGGUUUGAUAUCCCGCUUUAUCACUACCAGAAGGAGUCUCAAAGCAGCUAACGUUCUUCUUUCCCUUCCUUCCCCACAACAAACACUCUGUGAGGUGAGUGGGGCUAAGAGACUUCAGAGAAGUGUGAUUAGCCCAGAGUCACCCAGCAGCUGCAUGUGGAGGAGCGGGGAUGUGAACCCGGCUCACCAGAUUACAAGUCCACCGCUCUUAACCACUAUGGGGUGGUAGUUUAAUCUGAAUUUAUUGAAAUGGAAUAGUAGGGUGUGGUCCAGUUUUUCUGUCUCCUUUUAUGCCUGCACAGGUGUACAGAUAGACAUAGUAGUUGCAAUAGUGCACCCAGUGCACUGCAAUUUACCCAGUCUGGAAAUACCUGAAGGAUCACAUAGCAGUGGAAUAAUUAUAGGCUAGUAUGCUAUCCUUUGUUUAUGUUUAGAGACUCUAGUCACAGACGCACCUCUUAGCAUCAUUCAGAUUUCUUGGAAGAAAGGCAAUACAAGAUUCCAGGGAAAGAGUCUACAGUGAUGUUUGUCUUGUUCAGAGGAAUUGGGUUUAUUCAGUGACAUAAACCCGCUUUGUGUGUUAAGCUUCUCCACAUGUCUCUUGAAGCACACAUCUGCAAUAUGUGUCCAAGUGUAUGUUCAUAGGAUGAAUUCCAAAUAAUCAGGAGCCCUGAUCAGAUGAGUCCUUUCUUACAUGUGUAAGGUUGUAGUUAUGGGCACAUGUAGCAGAUAUUUCAACAUGCUAAUGGGUGUGGACUGAGUCUGCCACUUCCCUGUUUUCAUUGUACGUGCAGAGAAGAGCCCUAAUGUAUGAAGAGGGCUGUUCUUAUGGAGGAACGAGAGAUUCAAAUUACAGUUCUGGUCAAAGCAGUAGUUUGGAAACAAACUACUGUUUUGGAAACAAACUAAAUUUAAAAUUUGUUUUUAAAUGCAUGGGUAUGUUGUAGCUGGCAUAAUCUUAAAGGCAUUCUUCAUCACUGUGUAAGCAAGAACAUGAGAUGCCUGUUUAAAAAUGGUGGCUUUUUACAAAGAGUAAUUUUUGUAAGAACUUUUAUAAUCCUGUUUUUAUCAUGCCUGUCAGCUUUCACUUUAUUAGCUUUUCUCUGUGCACCAUUGUGUCCAAAGCAUGAGCUCACAGUUCUUUCUAAACAGAUAAAAUGAGCACCUCUGGCUUGGAAGAACCUGUUCAUUAUAGAGACCUGCCAACAUUCGACAAAGAGGUGUGCUCACUCACAAAUUAACUGGAAUUUUGCAGGUUCACUGUGCCAUGGUAUUGGUCAUAAAAUUUCCUUUUCUGAAAAACUUUUUGCAGAAUUAGUCAGCCCCAUUUUACUAGAGCCCUUAGCCUUUUUACCUAAAUUUAUGUACAGUAUUUAUUCUAUCUGAAAUAUUUACUUGCUACCUUUCGGCCUCCAAGGUGGCUGCCAAUAAAUGAAAAUUAACAAAAGGCAGCAAACAAUUAAUGGCCAUUGCAUAUGAAUUGUAGCCUUAUUCAGGCAUUUGGUUCUUGUUCACAUGCUGGAAAUCCUAUACACCUAAAAGGCUGACCGCUUCAGACUGAACUGAUCACACAUCGGCCUGGGAACAUGGCUGGCAUGCGCAUAAGUAUCAAGGCUAGGGCUACCCCCAUACAUUCUCAUUAGCCAGUGUAGCUAGUGUAAACUAAUUUGUUAUUUAUUGUGACUUGCUCUGGGAAAGUACCUAACUUCAAGGCUGUUUCUGAAACACCAUCUCCAUUUCAAACCAUAUGAGAAUUGAAGAUGGUUCUUGCAGCUAUGCAAAAGAUACAGCGGUCACAUUUCUUCUCCCCAUCUUGAUUUGAAGCCAAAGCCUUGGGGAACCAAUACACUUUUUAAAAAAAAUCUGAAUAAAUUCUGGCUUGGGAAAUUUGUCCUUUAUUGUCACUGUGAGAAUCUUCUUCUAGGCUUUUUUGGGGCUCCCAAGAUUUGAGCUGCUGGAGCUAGUCUAUGAAGCAAGGCUAUCUUGGUCCACAUAGAAGGACACUACUUGUCAGUUUGCAUGUGAGAUGGCACAGCAGGUGCCUUGAUAGUUGAUAUAUGGAGGCAUGUGGCAUCAGCACAUUUUUCCUAAAGUGUUUGAAGGGAUGCCCCCUUACCAUGCUGCAGGAAAAGAAGUAUAGACUCUUGCAAAUAAUAAUGAGAGUUGAUCUUUGAUCGAAAUAUAGCUCUGGUGGCUCAGUUAUCACUCCAGGUUUCGCUUUGUUUGGAUCUUUGUGCCAGGAACAAGAGUUCCCAAAAUAUACUGAUGGAAAAGAGAACCUGCAACAUCUCAGAGAGAACCUGGAGCCGAAGGGCUUCAAAUUAUUGUCAACCCAAUGAUGUGAUGCAAUAUCCAGUUUUUAAGAAGCUUCUCAAGAGCUUGCAGUGCUGAAAAACAUUAAUUUAAAAACUUGGGAAAUUGGUGGUUCAGAACAUAAAACUGGUUCAGGAGCACCUCCUUCAUGUCACAACUGAUGUGGGAUGUUUAUGAAACAUUAAGGAUGUUUGUUAUAACUUUUGUUAUAACUUUAGCUCUGAAAAGAUCUUGCCAUGCUGAUCAAAAGGCUAGAGAGCUUACCCUCAAGCUCUUCUGCUCCUAAUGGGUUAUAUUCAGUGAAAAUGUAAAGGUUCCUGAGACUUGCUUUUUGUAAAAGGUAAAAGGACCCCUGACCAUUAGGUCCAGUCGCAGACGACUCUGGGGUUGCAGCGCUCAUCUCACUUUAUUGGCCGAGGGAGCCGGCGUAUAGUUUCCGGGUCAUGUGGCCAGCAUGACUAAGCCGCUUCUGGCAAACCAGAGCAGCACAUGGAAACGGCAUUUACCUUCCUGCCGGAGCGGUACCUAUUUAUCUACUUGCACUUUGAUGUGCUUUCAAACUGCUAGGUUGGCAGGAGCAGGGACCGAGCGACGGGAACUCACCCCAUCACGGGGAUUCGAACCGCCAACCUUCUGAUCGGCAAGCCCUAGGCUCUGUGGUUUAGACCACAGUGCCCACCCACUUUUUGUACUCUGCAACUAAAUAUUGGAAAGUAGCUUCUUUACAAAUUCUAAAUUUACUAAAUAUUGGUAAGUUGCUUCUUUACAAAAAGAAGUUGUCUACUGUUGGCUAACUUUUGCAAUACUUGCAACCAAGGCCUCAUCUGUGGAAUCAACCGUGAGAUUUUCUGCUGUUCAGGAACAAGCUGUUGACAGUUAACAUGCUUUCCUUUUUGUUCUCUCUUCCUGUCUUAGUGAGAUGGUGGGACCCGCAUUGUCUUCUAAAAGGGGAAACAAAACUUCUCUGUGUUUGCAGUUUUCUAGCAACUGAGAAUAAGGUUAUAUUUUCAGGAGUGCUAAAUACCUAAUGAAAUACUCCUAAUCAUCUUCAGAGUCGCAAGUGUUAGAGAAAGACUUGUAGUGAUAUAAAUUAAAAUUGUGAUAACAUUUCAAGAACAGCACAGUUGUCCAUGGAAGUAGAGAUAGGGAAUCAGCACCAACCUUGUGAGAAUGUAACUGAUAUUUCACAGAUGCUUUCCACUAAUAAUUGUUAAUUUAGGCAUAACAAAAAAUAUAGCAUCUGCGAGUCCAUUUGGAAUUAGCAUAAAUUUAAUGGACAAAUUUGUUGCCCAUAGGCGAGUUUUAAGUUAAGAGGUCAUUCUUAUAAGAUCUGCUUGUUCUUUGGAUACUUUUACUAUAGAGCGCUCUAUCCCCUGGUCAUGAAACAAAGUCUUUCACAUACUUUUAUAUAUCACUUGUAGGCUUUAGUGAUAUAGUUAUGUUCCUGUGUGUGGGCUUCCCAUAGGCAUGUAGUUCGACUCUGUGAGAAGAUGUUGGACGAAAUGGAUCUUUGACCAGAUCCAGCAGGGCUCUUCUUGUAUUCUUAAAUAGUUAUAUGUUGUCUUCAGUGUGUAAGGGAAGGGUGGAUCUUCAGAACAUUGUCCAUGAGUUAUGUUUGGAGUGCCUACUGAAAAUUUGCUGGGCUUUUGUGUAGAGGGCGGCCUUUCCUCAUCACAACAUCUGGUAACCACUUGGAUUUCAGCAUCUGACUCAGCUUCCUACUCUGCUGAAGAUUUUCCCCACACUCAGCAGAAACUUGGAAAACACCUGCAGGUCCACUGGCUGCUUUGCAAGGGCAAGGCAGCCAUAGCUUCUUUUACAUCUGUGUUCUGAGCUACUUUAGGGCAAAAAAAAAAAAAGUGGGAAGAGACUAAAGGGUGGUUAAAAAUAAUGAGGACAUAAGAAGCUGCCUUAGUAUAAAACCAUUAAUGCAUCUAGCUCAGUAUUGUCUACACACUUCCCGAUAGUGGCUCGGCAGGGUUUUAGACAAGGGAAAUUCUCAGUCCUUCCUGGAGAUUGAAUCCGGGAUCUUGGGCAUGCCAAGCAAGUGGUCUACCUCUGAGCUAUAGCUCUUCCUCCAAAUGAAGGCUUAAUAUCCAAAUCUCUGAAUUGAAUUUUGUUAAUGUGUGAAGAAGCCUGCCAUAAGAGUUUCAUAAGCUUACUCUUCAAACGCUUUAAAAUCUGACAAAGAGAACGCCAUUUAUAUAAAGUGGGUUCCACAAAGUGCCUUGUACCACUGGAAUGCACAUUUCUGCUGAUUCUCCUUCAGCUGCAGCCCUCCACACCACAUCCGUGACCCUAAGGAGUGGUUGGGGUGGGGUAUAAAGGAAUACAGCCAGAAGGAGGAGAACACAGGAAAGCUCCAUUGAGUGAAUGGAACUCUGUAAUUCUUUGGAUCUGUGCCAUACUUACUCAGCUCUUUCCAAGCAUAUUAACUAUAUAUAUUCAAGUAAGGAUUUUUAGGUUAUAUUCCUAGCUGUUCCUCUCUUUUUCCUUUCCCUUCCUUUUAAAAAACAACAACUAGAAAUCUUGUUAUCUGCCUUAGCGGAAGUGUAUGCUUAUAAGCUUAUUAUUAUAGUUUUCUCAAUGAGGAAUGAAUAAUAUGAAUUACAGUUUAUGGUUGAUAUUUAUAGUAAAUACUGCAAGCCCAGAGUUUUGCACAUUUUGGUUGAUGAGGGAAACAGAAAAGGAUACCAUUUUCAUACCUGUUGUUUGCUUAAUAAAUGUUUUGUAUUGUUUAUAUUGUGUUUUUAUUGUGCACUUCCAUAGGUUUAGCAAACUGUAAAGCAAAACAAAUGAAACUUGCUUGUGUUCCAAAGUAUUUAUUAUGUGAUUUUUUAAAAUUACAAGUUCACAGACUGGGUGUUUGUACUUCCCAUACUAUUUCAGCUUUAGGUCAUUCAUUUAGCUCUUUAAAAAUUGUGGAUAUCGGCAAUAAAUGUACUUAGUAGUACCCCUAAAGCUAAAGGUACCCCUGACCAUUAGGUCCAGUUGCGAACAACUCUGGGGUUGCGGCGCUCAUCUCGCUCUAUAGGCCGAGGAGCUGGCGUUUGUCCACAGACGGCUUCUGGGUCAUGUGGCCAGCAUGACUAAGCCGCUUCUGGCGAACCAGAGCAGCGCACGGAAAUGCCAUUUACCUUCACGCCGGAGCGAUACCUAUUUAUCUACUUGCACUUUGAUGUGCUUUCAAACUGCUAGGUUGGCAGGAGCAGGGACUGAACAACAGGACUCACCCCAUCAUGGGGAUUCGAACCGCCGACCUUCUGAUCGGCAAGCCCUAGGCUCUGUGGUUUAGACCACAGCGCCACCCACAUCCCAGUAGUACCCCUACUAAGCAUUUAUCUCCUGGUUGUACAGCUGCUAGGUUACUACUUAAUCCAUGAUGAUGUUUUGGUUUCUUACACACUAAUAACACAGCAUGAAUAUAGUGCUAGGGUUUUUUUUAUUAUUGGGGGAAGGGAUAAGUCCAAAUCUAUUGGUCAGUGUUUGUACAGUUGACAUUGGCAUGGAAGAAUGGUUGGUAUAAACAGUAUUAUUCAGGACAGUCCUGUCCCAACUCAUGGCCAUUCCGAAUGUGGCAAUUUGUUCUUGACAUGGACUAUAGCAUAGACGCGGGAUGGAUGUUGAGUACAAAUAGUACAGAUUGCAUAGGUUUCAUGAGUGCUAAAUUGUGUUAGACCUAAAUUGUGUUAGACCUGUUCAAGCCUCAUUGCUUUCUCUCUAAUGUCAAUUAAUGUGAGCUGAUGCAGCUCACAAGAGUAUAUGUUCCUGUUUCCUACAAAGUGUUUGGCACCAUGGUUUUAUUUUAGGAAACCACUUCACAAAGUUCUGGCUGGAUUGGAAUUUGCUCAGCUAGUAUUUAAGUGCUCAGUUGCCAUAACCAAAUUCUUGAGCCCAGCUUGGGGAAGCGGGGGGGGGGGGGGGAGCUAUGCCUGACAUCAUAUGGCAAUAAAAAAAAAUUCAUAUAACAGCUGAAUAGGUUUUUGCAUAGUGGUUGCUUUGCUUUUCAUUGUUCAUUUAUUCCUUAUCUCACUUCAGCACUACCAGCUUAAUCCUGUGCCUGCUCAUGUUUUUCCUUCCCAAAAGAAAUAAAAUAAGCCAUUUACUACCAGUUAAAUGUCAUUCCUGACUGUUCAAGCUUUGCUAUCUUAUUUUAUUUUUAUCUGAACAUAAAUAUAAAUCCAUUGCUGUAACAUUGUUCCUGGUGUGUUACAUUUUAAAAUUUAAGAAACCAGUAAAGCCUUUUGCUAACCCUCAUUCACAUUGCAAAAUUAAAAUUUAUGUUUUAUUUUUUUCCAGAAGAAUAUACAUUCUAUAUUUUGUGAAACACUACCAAAUUUUUAGUGGAAACAGUAGUGGAAGAAAGUAGUGAGUUAUCCCCUCUGAAAAUAUUUAUGAUGUGGUAUAGGAAGAUCCUGUGCAAACACUUAUAGCUUCUGUUCUACAGCAGUUGCGCUAUCGCACAUGUGAUUGCAUACAUUCUAAAACUCUCUUGUGUACAAUGAUAAUUUAUUGCAUUUCCUCUCAUUGGCAUAUAUUAUUUCCUUCCUUGCUCCUCAUUUAGCCUCACAACAACCCUGUGUUAUUAUGCUGUGAGAUCAGAAGUUAGGCUGCAAGCUUCUUGGUGAAGUGGGGUUUUGUACAGUACUUGUGUCUUUGACAUCUAGUAUACUAACCAGAGGGCAGCAAAUGGGUAGCAGAUGAUAUGGGAUUAUGAUUCCCAUCGUCCCUCACCAUUUACCGUGCUGGCAGGGGCUAAUGGAAGCUGGGAGACCCAACAAUGUCUGAAGAACAUUGGCUUUGCCUAGUGCUACAACACCCCAUUCUCACAGCAAGAAUCACUGCUUAAUCCUCUUCCCAGUUACUGGCAUCUGUCUGUCUCAGCAGACAACGGAAGUGCGUGCCUUAAGGGGUGAAGCCAAAUGGUUGAAGAGCUACAGCACCCGCUGUGGCUGUAAAGAUUGAUAUGGGAGAGAAAUGUUUUCUUGCAGUUGGGGCAGAUGAAGGGUUCAAGUUUUGCUGCUACAGGUGCAGAAUGGCAUUUCUCUCUGGGCUCCUCUCAGUGGUCAUUUCAGUGGUUGGUGCUGUGGAUAUACAACAUGAGUGUCUUGUCUCCAGGCACUGCAGUCGUCUGCAAGGUAUUCUCAUAUGGCAGGGUUAAUGUUACCAGACUCCAUGUCAUGUUUGCAGACAUCUUUGUAACACAGAGUUAGACUGCCAACAGGCCUAGGGCCUGAAGCCAGCUCCCCAUAAAACACAUCCUUGGGGGUCCUGGUAUUUUAAAUUCUGUGUGCAUGACCAAGCCAGCAUAGACAUCACAGAGACAGAAGUGUGAACAUGCUGGGAAUGUGGCCUUGAGAGAGCACAUGCUUGUUCAAGACUCUGUCAUGCCAAGUGCACAGCUCACUUCCACAACUUGCUUCCAUAAAGCAGCAUACUCAACACAAAUCCUGAUAGACCUUCAACUUAGUAUUUGGUCAUAAGCAUCACAUUCUCCCAAACGCUCUCGGAAAGGCAAGUCAUUGCUGUAGUUGCCUUGCUAAUACACCUGUCCAGCUCAGCAUCGAUGGAAAGGUUGCUGGUUAUGGUGGAUCCCAGGUAAACAAAAUCGUCUACCACCCUAACCAUGUGUUGCAUGGAGUGCUGAAGGCUUGGACAAAAUGGUUGAUGAGUCUCUGUAGAGCUUCCUUGGAGUGCACUCUUAAGGCUGUGUCAUCUGAAAACAACAUAUCUCAGAUUAAGAACCACACACUUUUGUCUUGGUGUGAAGAUGUGCCAGGUUGUACAGAUCCCCACCCCUCCUUGAAUGGAAGUACAUACCGUCUUCAGUCGAGCUGAAGGCAUGGGGAGAGCAAAGAGAAUUGGAGCGAGAACACAGCCCUAUUUCACACCGUUCUUUACAGAGAAGUGUCCAUGGAUGAACAGUCAUACUGGACGGUGCCAUGUAUGUUUUCGCGGAAGGCACAACCAUAUUGUGGGCAUCCUAUCUUAGGUGAGCAUCCUAUCUUGUUGAAGAGUCCUUUUCAGCUGAAGAGGUCAAAAGCCUUCGUCAGGUCUAUGAAGGCAGUGUACAAGGGGCUUCUCUGCUCUCAGCAUUUCUCCUGCAGCUGGCGAGUGAGGAAAUCAUGUUGACCAUUGACCUCUGAGCUCUAAAGCCACAUUGUGACUCAGGAUAGAUCCUAUCAGUGAGUGUAAUUUGUUGAGAACACAGACAAAGGCUUUCCCAACAGCAGCUAGCAGGGAGAUUCCACGAUAGUUAUAAGCAUGGCAGUCACCUUCCUACAAUACAUGUGCUUAAGUUUCUUCACUAUUUCUUGUAUGUUAUAUUGAUUAUAACAGCCUACUUUUUAAAAGAGAGAGAGAUAAUGAGAACAUUUCAAUAACUUUAAUCAAAAUGGAUCUGGUUAUAGAAUAACUGUGAUUCCAGACACAUUCAGCAACGUUUAGCUAUAUUUAUACUUUUAUUGUGGGGGUGGGAAUAGAAGGGUUGCAUAGGUCAUUGUGUGUCCAUGUGCAUGCACCAAAGUCAUGAUGCAUCUGCUUCCUCACCUAGAGAUUCAACUUCCAGAGACCCAACAUUUCUAUAAAAGGCAAAAGCAGAAAAAGAGUGAAUAUUAAAGGGACAGUUUUGGAGUAUAUGCUUUGGGUGACCUGCCAACUGAAUCCCAUACCUUGUUGCACAUUUGGCAUGCAACUGAAGUGCUGCAUAGUGCAGAUCUCGAGGGGGCAGUUACGUUAUUAGCAUGAAGCUGAUCUUUCAAACCUUAUAUCACAAAAAUGACAGUGCAGAUACAGAGGAAUGUUCAGACCUUCCACCUUUAUUACUGCAGAAGUUGGAGGGGGGGAGAGAAAUUACUAAACUCAAAAUUGGGUGCAAAUUGCUGAGUGGUUUGGGGGAUGUGUGCGUUUUUGUUUUGUUUUUGUCUGAAGAAACCACUUGAAUAUAAAAAAGAGUAAUAUUUGCAGCUUUUCCUUUCUAACUAUCCAUCUACUUUAAGGAGGUACACAGUAAUUUUGCAAAAUGUAUUUAAUAUGUGUUAGUGAAAAUAUUGAACCACAUAAAACUAGUUGAUGUUUAUGAAACAGGAGACUUUUGUGCACAACCAUGGACACAAACAUACUCUGCUAGAUGAUUCUGUAUGGCAUGGGUCACCAACAUAGUGUUCGUGGGCUCACAUGUGCCCACAAAGGCCUUCCUAGUGCCCAUAGGGUCUCUUCCCCUACUGAAAUUAGGGCUUGAACAAAGCCUUAUUUAGCUAUUCAAAGGCUCUUUCCCCCCAACUCUAAUUCUGUGUGGGCAAUUGCAAAGGGGUUUCAGCUGGGAGGAAAGAGUUGCGGCAUGUGUGUAGUGCCCACAACAGUUCCUAUAUUUCACAAAUGUACCCGUGAACCCAAAAAGGUUGGCAGUGUACGGCAUCAAAGGAGACCGGGGCUAAAAUAUGCCUCAGGGUGAACAGUGUAUGAAUAUUGCUCUUUAUCUGGAAAUAGCUUUCAGCAUUUUAUUAUAAUGAGUAAGGCAGCACUUUAACCCUUAUAAAUUCUCCUAAACUAGAAUUUUAAUUUCUAAUGGCACAUACUUCCUGCACUUAUUCAUGUGUAAUGUAAUGUAAGUCUCAUGGAGCUUAAGGGGGGUUACUCCAUAGUAAGGGUACUUAGGAUUACACUGCUUGUUAUUGGGGUUUUUUGCCUGUUUUGCUACUCACUACUCACUAUUCUUGCUGUUAGAUAUCUAAUUAAAGCAUCAGCGUAGAAAUUGUUUUGGCUAUAGAACUAGACUUAAAACAAACCUUCUCCAGAAUUUUUUUUUUAUGAUGGAUAUUUAAUCACGAUAAUUACAGUUUACAAGGCAAGCCUUGUGUUGCUAACAGUAUUGACUUGUUGAGUAAAAUAUUUAUGAGUAGCUUCUUGCUGAGCUUUGCUCGUCUUUAAUGGAAGCAUUAGCAGUGCCGUGCAUUGUGUACUUCAUCAUCUUAAAAGGUUGCUUUACAUUACCCAUCUCCAUCAAAAGCCUGUCCACAGAAGCUUUGUGCAAUAUCUUUUUUAUAAAGAUGAUAAGGAAUUCAAUACUUGGCUGUGCCGCUAUUAUUCAGUAGUACACUCCUGUUAUUAAGGGGGAGAGGUGACAAGAUGGAGCAGUGAAUGAGGAAAAAUUAUCUCUCCCCCAUUCUCUCUUCCCAUGGCCCAUGAGGCACAAUUGCAGACACCGGAAUCUGCCUUAUACUGAGUCAAGACCAGUAUUACCUACACUGGCUGGCAGCAGUUCUCCAGGGUUUCAGGCAGGGGCUCUUCCUAGCCCCCCCCCCCCCCGGAAAUACCAAGGAUUGAGUUUACGACCUUCUUCAUUCAAAUCAGAUGGUCUACCCCUGAGCUCUGGUCCUUUGGGUUCGGAAAGGUAGUGUGAUGGAAGAAAUUACCAGUUUCUAAAAUUAAAAAGGCGCAAGUAGCAGGGUGUUGGGGGAAAGGGAAACCUCUUGAGUAUAUUUACGCAAAGCCCUUUAUGAAGAUUUCAGGUAAUGACAGAUUUGGGAAAGGGGCGUUUCUAGUACAGCACCUUGUACAUUGUAGGCAUUAAUAAAAUACAUUGCUUUUGGAUGACAAAAGCCAAUAAUGCAAGUUAUUGUUAGUUGUGGUAAAGGUAAAGGUAAAGGGACCCCUGACCAUUAGGUCCAGUUGUGGCUGACUCUGGGGUUGCGGCGCUCAUCUCGCUUUACUGGCCAGCAUGUGGCCAGCAUGACUAAGCCGCUUCUGGUGAACCAGAGCAGCGCACGGAAGCGCCGUUUACCUUCCCGCCGGAGCGGUACCUAUUUAUCUGCUUGCACUUUGACGUGCUUUCGAACUGCUAGGUUGGCAGGAGCAGGGACUGAGCAACGGGAGCUCACCCCGUCGCGGGGAUUCGAACCACCGACCUUCUGAUCGGCAAGUCCUAGGCUCUGUGGUUUAACCCACAGCGCCACCCGCAUCCCGUUAGUUGUGGUAGGGGCCACUAUAAAACAUUACAGUGCAGAAAGAUGAAAAACACCCAACAUUUCUGCACAGGAGGGUGUGUGUGUGUGUGGUUUUUUUUAAUGGCAGCAGUAACAUGCUACAAAUUUAUUUAUCCAUUUUAAUAAUCCAAUGGUUUGUUUGGUUUUUUUUCUUACUGCAGGUCCAAGAAGAAGAAAGAGACUACAGUAUUGAACCUAUUACAGAUGACUACAAAAAGAUGGGAACUCUCUUUGGAGAGCUCAACAAAAGCCUCAUUAGUAUUGGCUUCACAAGGAUGUAUUUUGGAGAACGGAUUGUGGAACCUGUAAUAGUCAUAUUCUUCUGGGUUAUGCUCUGGUUCCUUGGUUUACAAGCUCUUGGACUUGUUGCAGUUCUAUGCCUUGUCAUUAUUUAUGUUCAGCAGUAAAGCACUAUAGAUGGUGGUUGAACACUAUGUAAUCUCUUGGUGGAUUUACAUAUUAAACCAAGCAAGAAUAGUAUAUUAAUAGCUGGUGUGCUGAACAUUAUAUUGCCACUAAAGAGUUAUGCAUUCUUUCUUUUUGAACUGUCCUUAUCUUUGCAAUUUAAAACAAAGCAAAAAAUUCUAAAUGUGUUAUGAACUGAUGGGUUAAAGAAGACCUUAAUACAGGACAGUGGAAGCUAAUUAAUAGAAGAUACUGAAUCAAUGUAGUUCCUGUGGGUUCCAGUCCUGGAAGGUCUUUUUGGUAUGAAAAGAAACUUGCCCAAAAAUUAGGUUAGCAGUGGUUUUAUAUUUGUUCUAUGACAACUUUCCAACAGUCCUUUUUGUAUUGCAAACUAAACUUUUUAAAAUGCUGGUUUGUAUGAGCUUUUAUGCUUCAUUAUUUUAUAUCAUCCUGUAAAUCUCUCUGCAAACUUCUUUAGCCUUGUGUGUAUACAUAUUCAGUCUUAAGCAAGUAUGCUUCUGUACGACUGGUGCCAUUUAAUGCUUUAUAUGUAUAUAAGAAAAAUUAAGGGAGGAAUUCAGUGUCACACUCUUCUGAUCGUUCUGUCAGUGCAAGCGUUUUCUGCUUGUCAGACAGAACAAUUCCCCCUCUCCUCUGCCUGCCUGUUUCUCCCAACCCUCCAGAGCACAUUUGAAGAAGGCGCAAGGGUUCCAUGGGGCAGGGAGAGGGGAGCCCUUGCACUGGCUUCCACUAGCGUGCCAGGAUAGUCGAAUCCAGCCCAACAUAUUUACUAGAUAAGAGACUAAUACUCUUGGCAGCUUUUCGUCCAUGUCAUGUUCUCAUUGUGACAAAAUAUUCCUCUCUUUUUGUAAUGGCUUUCUAACAUCCUACAUCCUGUAUCUGAAACUUUUCUAUGCACAAGCACAGUAGACUUUGAUGCAAGACAAGCCACACUAAAGAUGGUGGCUACAAUCUUUCAUGUGUUCCUUUCUAGUGAUAGGGGCAUUGUUCAUUUUGGGGGGAUUCCAAAAACAAAUUUCUUAGGUUUGGAUGUAUAAAACCCAUCCUGAAUUAGGCCAGAUUCCUUCAGAGUCUGAACCUGAUUUGUAAUGAUGCCAACUGUUCUUUUUGCCAUUCUGUACCAAAUGUACUCAGGAGUGUAAGGGCUCAGUACAAAGCCAUCAUUAGGCGCUAGUAUAUUGCUGAAAGUAUUGUGGUUCCUAUGAGGUUGAUUUGCAAAGUGAAAGAUUCUUUGAAUGAGAAACUAGGCAAAUGCUAGAGAAAACCAUACUGAAUGACAGCCAUAUAAGCAUAUUGCCUGCGCAAUCUGUUGUAGCCAGUGUCCCUUUUUUACAAAGAGUCCUUACCUUCACAGAGAGGCCUUUGAUCAAUGGAGGCAGAGCCGGCCUGCCCAUGAGAUGAGGUGAAGCACCUGCUUCAGGUGGCAGAAGUUCAAGAGACGGUGCUCGGCCCACCCCACCGCUUCCACCACUGAGAGGGAGGCCCAUGGGCAAAGAAGCCAAACAAGAACACUUUGAGGAGUGUCUGGGCUCUCACUGAGUUCAGCAAGAGCCAGGGCAUUCUUGGGCCAUGUUGCAAAUCAGCUUAAUUGGUAAUGCUUUGACGAGCAGCACCCUAGCUCCCGCCAACCUCAAUGAGAGCCAGAGUGCAGUGGUGGCAGAAAUGUCUUAGGGGGACAAGAAGGUGGCAAUUCCUGUUUUGCCUCAGAUGGUGAAACAGGAUGGGCUGCCCCAAAGUGGAGACCUCUAGUGGAAGGGAAGGACAUUUCGCUGAUACCUCCUUUUCUGUGGAGCUCUAACACUCCCUUUAAUGCUGUUCUGGAUAGUCUCCCAACCUUCUCAAGCUAUUUUUUGUGGGGUGCAGAGAGGAAGAAGGAAUCAUUGAUAACUUCAUGCUCCUACCCCGUUGGUGGUUACCUCUGCUGAAUCAAAAGCUCUUUUGCAAACGAAAGUUUAUUAUUGGCUACAAUCAAACAGAAUUAUUUCUGCAGCUUUCAUUCUGUUAAUACUCUAUGGUCCUAAUGGUCACAUAAGUAUUUUUUUCUUGCAACAUAGGUGUUACAACUAUUCAGGAAAAGUUGGUUGAAUUUGGAUGCAAUUUAUUAUAUGCUCAACAUAGUAGCAUAUUUUUUCACUUUUAAAUGAAUUUCUGAUCUCCAUUUCAUUUGCCAAAUAUGUUAAGUGUCCAUAACAUUAAAAUAGCUGAACCAACCUUUUUCUCCUGUACAGUUUGCUUCAUGCAAACAUUUAAAAUGGAGAAGCAUUUGACUUUGCUGCCUUUUGUUUCUGUUGACUUGUAGCAACUAUAAGUGAUCUCUUGUGAGUACUAUGGCUCUAUGUACAGCUGAAUCUCCUUCACUUGCAGUAUAUUUCCUAUUCAUUUCAUGAGAGGAAGACAAAUAUGUACAAAGUGAUUGUAUCCAUUGAAAUGAAUGAGGAAGGUCCAUGUGAGCCAGCGCAGCCCAACUUGGGCUUGGGAUCAAGGUUUGCAUGAUUGGGGCACAUGUUAUCAGAGCUACAUAUUAUCAGAAGAAAAAUAUACAAUUAGAAUUUAAAGAAUGAAUUGGCAGAAAUGUUUGAUGUUUGAAAGAUGAGGAAUAGUCUCACAGGUUUUGUUUAUAAAAUGUAUUACUCUUGUCUGUUGGCUACAAAGUUUAGUGCUCUUCUGGUGCAAGCACUAUUGAAACAAUUGAAAGGUGUGUAGCAAGGAAGACAGUGUUAGGUUGCCAUAUAAAUGUCCAUUGUGAAAAACAGUAACCCAACUCUUUACUUUGUAUAUAUGUAUAUUUAUUUAUGUGAAGAUAUUUAAGGUAAAUUACCACUUGGGCUCUUGGUAUUAAAAUUGUUUGGGGAGCAUAGUAUAUAAAUCCAUGUGUGGGGAUAUUUCCACCUUAAUUGAUUUAAUGACUCAGAGUUUUAUGUGUGUGUGUAUAUGUGUAUAUAUAUAUAUGUUGUUUGAAUUAUCCAGCUGUACAAGAAACUUGGCAGGAUCCAAAGGACCAUGCAUGAUGUUUCAUUUACAGACACCUCUUCUUGCUCCAACUCUUUUGCGCCAAAAUACCAUAUCCAAGGGUUGGUUAAACCCUUCAGAGCUGCACAUAACACGAUGCAGGUGAAUGUACUCAGGCGUAGAAACUGAAGGCCUCCCAUCCAUGUGUGGAAAAGCUUUAUGGUAAGGCACAGGGGCUUUGGGAACACAAGACUAUUAAUAGACUGUUGGACUCUCACUUGCACUGAAAAGCUGCCACACACAAACUGACAAGGUUAAAUUAUUUACUUAGAUACGUUUCUAUAAAAGUGUACUUUGAGAACACUUCGUUACGUUUUCUAAUAAAAUGCUUUCUCAUUA